Apaloderma vittatum (bar-tailed trogon) is the source of this 5353-nucleotide messenger RNA. Its product is annotated as mucin-2-like. NCBI's taxonomy places the organism in Eukaryota, Metazoa, Chordata, Aves, Trogoniformes, Trogonidae. The record is from RefSeq and is a predicted model, not a curated record. Gene Ontology annotation, molecular function: protein binding. The transcript is spliced from 32 exons. The annotation marks the transcript as partial. Gene Ontology annotation, cellular component: extracellular matrix.
AUGGGGCUACGAGUUGCCAGCCUUUUCGUGCUCGGGCUGGCUCUCGCCUAUGCGAACGAAAUAAGAAAAGGUAAGACAAGAAACCAUGGCCACUCUGUCUGCAGCACUUGGGGCAACAACCAUUUCAAAACUUUUGAUGGAGACAUCUAUCAAUUCCCCGGCGUUUGCGAGUACAAUUUUGCUUCUGACUGCCGCGAGUCUUACAAGGAGUUCUCUGUCCACAUUCAGCGCGCUCUGAACAGCAAUAACCACCCCGAGAUCCACUACAUCCUGCUCACAAUCAAAGACUUCACGGUGUACCUCAGACCAAAAGUGGCUGUGGUGGAUGGACGGCUUGUGAAGACACCUUACUACAGCUCUGGUGUGCUCAUUGAGAGCAAUGACAUUUACACCAAGGUUUAUGCCAAAUUAGGCCUGACUUUGAUAUGGAAUCAGGAAGAUGCGCUGAUGGUGGAGCUGGACAGCAAGUUUAAUAACUAUACCUGUGGUCUCUGUGGGGAUUACAAUGGAGUUCAAAUCUACAAUGAGUUUAUUGAUGGAGUUACAAGCUACAAUGCAAUCACGUUUGGGAAUUUACAGAAGAUCAGCAAACCUAAUGCCAAAUGUGAAGAUCCUGAUGAAACUCAGGCUCUGCCAAGCUGCAACAAGCAUCGUGAUGAGUGUGAGAGGCUGCUGACUUCGUCCGCAUUUGCUGAUUGUCAGUCACGCCUUAAUUUGGAAAUGUACAUCCAAGGAUGCAUGCAGGACAAGUGUGCCUGUCAUGGAAGUGAGGACUCCUUCUGCCUCUGCAGCACCAUCUCCGAGUAUUCUCGUCAGUGUUCGCAUGCGGGUGGCCGGCCGGGUGAAUGGAGGACACAGAGCUUUUGCCCCAAGACCUGUCCUGAUACCAUGAUCUAUAGAGAAAGCAGCUCGCCCUGCAUGGAUACUUGCUCCCACUUGGAGAUCAGCAGCCUUUGUGAGGAACACUACAUGGACGGUUGUUUCUGCCCUGAAGGAACCGUGUAUGAUGAUAUUACCGAAAAAGGCUGCAUCCCUGCCAGCCAGUGCCACUGCAAACUCCAUGGAGAGGAGUAUUCACCAGGAGAAAGCAUUACCAAUGAAUGUGAAGAAUGCACCUGUGCUUCAGGCAGAUGGACGUGCAAGGACUUGCCCUGUCCAGGCACAUGUUCCGUGGAAGGAGGUUCCCAUAUUACCACCUUCGAUGGGAAGAAAUACACCUUCCAUGGAGACUGUUACUACGUGUUGGCCAAGGGAACUGUAAAUGACAGUCAUGCUCUCCUGGCAGAGCUGACUCCCUGUGGCUCCACAGACAGGCAGACCUGUUUGAAGACUGUUGUGCUGUUAGUAGAUCACAAAAAAAAUGUGGUGGUUUUCAGGUCAGACGGCAGCGUGCUACUGAAUGACAUGGCUGUGAACGUGCCUCACGUGUCAGCCAGCUUCUCAAUAUUCAAGCCAUCUUCCUACUACCUUAUUGUACAAACAUCCUUUGGGAUUCAGCUGCAGAUCCAAUUGGUUCCAGUCAUGCAGCUGUUUGCGACCGUGGAUCAAUCAGUUCAAGGAAAAGUUCAAGGUCUUUGUGGAAACUUUAACGGGAUGGAAGGCGAUGACUUUAAAACCACCAGCGGGCUGGUAGAAGCUACAGGAUCUGCCUUCGCUAACACGUGGAAAGCUCAGUCCACCUGUGCGGACCAGGCAGAAAAGCUGGAAGACCCCUGCAGUCUCAGCAUUGAAAGCGCAAAUUACGCUGAGCAUUGGUGUUCUUUGCUGAAAAACUCCGAGGGACCUUUUGCAAGAUGUCACUCAGUCAUCGAUCCUUCAGAAUACUAUAAGAAAUGUAAAUAUGACACCUGCCUCUGCGACGACAAUGAAGAAUGCCUGUGUGCUGCCUUGUCCUCUUACUCAAGAGCCUGUGCGUUCAAAGGGAUCAUACUGGGAGGCUGGAGAAAAAGUAUCUGCAGUAAAGAAGAGUCUGCCUGCCCAGGAAAUCAAAUCUUCCUUUACAACCUUACAAUGUGCCAGCAAACGUGUCGUUCCCUUGCUGAUGGCGAAAAGCACUGCCCACAAGACUUUGCUCCUGUGGAUGGCUGUGGCUGCCCGUACAACACCUACCUGGAUAACCACGAUACCUGUGUGCCCAUCUCCGAGUGCCCGUGUUACUACAAGGGGUCGUACCUGGAACCGGGGCAGUACGUCACGAAAGACGGAGAACGUUGUGUUUGCCGAAAUGCGAAGGUCCAGUGUACUUCAGUGACAGUAGGAACAAGCAACACAACCGAAUGUCCUCCUAACAAGAAGUACUUUGACUGCGACGCAUUCCCAGACUGGGAUUCGCAAACACCAAUACAAUAUAGCUGUCAUACCCUUCAAAGUGAUCACUUCCAGACAGAGUGUACCUCGGGCUGUGUGUGUCCUGAAGGUCUGUUUGACGAUGGGAGAGGAGGCUGUGUUGAGGAGCAGAACUGCCCGUGCGUUCAUAACAACCAGUGGUAUCAUCCUGGAGAGAAGAUAACUGUGGACUGCAACACCUGUACCUGCAAAAAAGGGGUUUGGAGCUGCACUGAACACAUGUGCUAUGGGACCUGUACGAUAUACGGAAGUGGCCAUUAUAUCACCUUUGAUGGAAAAUUCUAUGACUUUGAUGGGAGUUGUGAAUACGUGGCUACUCAGGAUUUUUGUGGUAACAAAAGUUCCGGUGGCUCGUUCAGUAUCAUCACAGAGAAUGUCCUUUGUGGAACUACAGGAGUCACCUGCUCAAAGGCUAUUAAAAUGUUUCUAGGGAAAACCGAACUGAAAUUGGAGAACAAAGAUUAUAAAGAAAUUCAGCGCGAUAUUGGUGAAGAUGUGCGCUACUGGAACAGGACAGUAGGGCUCUACCUCGUGAUUGAGGCUAGCAACGGUGUGAUGCUUAUCUGGGAUAAAAAGACUACUGUUUUCAUCAAACUGAGCCCCGAUUACAAGGGCCAAGUGUGUGGUCUCUGUGGCAACUUCGAUGACAAGUCUAACAACGACUUUACAACAAGAAGCGGGGUGCAAGAGACUAAUGCCCUGACCUUUGGGAACUCCUGGAAACAGUCUUCCAUGUGCUCAGAUGUCACAGAAGUGAUUAAGCCCUGUGAUGUGAAACCACAUCGGAAGUCCUGGGCAGAGAAAGAAUGCAGCAUUAUCCAAAGCGAAGUCUUUAAAAUUUGUCACUCCAAGGUGGACCCGAAACCUUUCUAUGACGCUUGUGUCCACGACGCCUGCUCCUGCGACAGUGGCGGAGACUGCGAGUGCUUCUGUUCUGCGGUUGCUGCGUAUGCUCAGGAGUGCACCAAGGCCCAGGCCUGUGUUUUCUGGAGAACUCCGGAUAUCUGCCCGAUAUUUUGUGACUACUACAACCCUCGUAAUGAGUGUGACUGGCACUAUGAGCCUUGUGGCAGUAAUGUCAUGACCUGCAGGGUGAUUAAUAACAUCAGCACCAACUUUUCAGUACCAUACCUGGAAGGUUGCUACCCCAUGUGCCCUGAGGAGAAGCCUGUUUAUAAUGAAGAGACACAGGAAUGUGUGACUGCAGAGGAAUGUGGGUGUUACAUCAAUGGAACCUACGUACCCCCUGGGCAAGAAGUACCCACAGAAGACAACUGCACAACAUGUGUCUGCGUCCCUCCAGGAUCCAUAGAGUGUAAACCAAGCAAAGGGUGCCCUUGUGUCAUCAAUGGAACAAGUUACCAAGAAGGUGACGUUGUGGCACAAAUACAGAAUGGCAGCAUGUGUAUAAUAUACGUUUGUGCGGAAAAUGGUUCUGUGGUUCCUAAAGAUAUUUUUCCUUGUCCGACUUCUACGUCACCUACCACCAUUUCAACCUCCUCUCCUACCACUACUCUCACCACAAUUACCACUACAAGCCCUCCACCAACUACAACUCCGUGCUUUGGAUUAGUCUGUACUUGGACAGAGUGGUUUGAUGUUAGUAACCCUGAAGAAGACGGUGGUGACUACGAAACCUACAAAGCAAUAAGAAAUGAACAUGGAGACAAAAUAUGUGAAGCUCCUGAAGAAAUUCAAUGCAGGGCUAAGGAUAAGCCUGAUGUGAGCUUAGAGGAACUUGGCCAGAAAGUUGAGUGUAAUGUUUCAUAUGGCCUCAUCUGUAAAAACGAGGACCAAGACAUAACUAUGUGGCAACUCUGCUAUAAUUAUGAAAUUAGGGUAAACUGUUGUGAGUGGCAAGAAAUUCCUUGUGAGGCUACAACUACACCGAGUCCGACGCCAACUGCAACUUCAACCACCACCAGCACUACAGUCCCCACCACCACUACAACCAGGCAGCCAACAACAAUCACCACCACGCCCGUACCCACCCCAACCGUCACACCAUCGGUCCCUGCCCCAGGAACAACCUCUUCAGCUCCACCUUCGUCCACAACAAGCACACCAUCCCCUCCACCCAGCAGCACUACCACUCCCACACCAACGCCAUCAAGGCCUCCCAGCACCACCACAACAACCACAACAACGCCUCCCAGCACCACCACCACGAUGCCUCCCAGCAGCACCACCACCACGAUGCCUCCCACCAGCACCACCACCACGAUCCCUCCCACCGGCACCACCAGCACCACCACCACGAUGCCUCCCACCAGCACCACCACCACCACAAUCCCUCCCAGCAGCACCACCACUCCGAUUCCUCCCACCAGCACCACCAGCACCACAACGAUCCCUCCCAGCAGCACCACCAGUACCAGUACCACGACAAUUCCUCCAAGCAGCACCACCCCUAUAGCACCACCCACAAGGGUGCUGGUGCCCUGGCUUGUUGUCUCUGUUCUGGCCAUUUCUCACUGUUCCUCUUGUUGUUGUCCCCCAGACUGUUCCUGCGAGUGGACGGACUGGAUUGACGUGAGUUACCCAGAUAGUUCUGACAGAAACAGCGGUGACUACGAAACCUUUGAGAACAUUGCAAAAAAUGACUCCUCCUGGUUCUGCGCGAAGGCUGAGAAUAUUUCCUGCAGAGCAAAGAAAUUCCCAAACAUUCCCAUUGAAGAUUUAGGGCAGAAGGUGGAAUGCAGCGUUGACGUUGGGCUCAUCUGUAACAACAGCGAUCAGAACAUAGGAGGUAUAAUGCCGAUGCCGGUCUGCCUCAACUAUGAGAUCAGGGUCUGCUGCACCCCUGACAUCCCAGAGUGUAUUUCAGCUACCACCACGAGCACCACGACAGCUCCACCUUCGUCCACAACAAGGAGCACCGUGUCCACCACACUCACGUCAACAACCAGUCCCACACCAACAACAUCGCAGCCUCCCAGCAGCACCACCAGCACAAUGCCUCCCAGCACCACCACCACCACCACAGUGUCCCCCAGCAGCACCACCA